GAGAACACGCACGUAGCUGUCAGUAGGAAAUGUAGGCGAUUGGUGUUGGAUGUACCCCUGCCGCUGUGCUUGGAUAAAUGAAACAAAGAAAGUCCUUUUUGUUACAGAAUGAGACCUGUUACUUAGGCGAUUGCUAGAAUUUGGCGGUUGCAGUAAGUCCGCAUGUCUAACCGAGGUAACGGGGGCAUUCAGCUAAGUGGCUAGGCUAACAGAAACAGAACACUAUCAGCGCUAAUGCUAAUAGUUACAUUAGGCUAAAAUAAGCUAACUUAGCUAGCUGAUAACUUAGCUAGCUAGAUCGGCGAUUGUGGGACGUUUGCUCCUCCAGGUCCUCGCCCCGUUCAGCGGUUCCUUGCCCGGUCUCGCUCUUUCGUGAUUUCAUUUCACGGAGGAGGUUGCGGAACCGGAGCUGUGGCGGGGGGACGUGUGGACAGGAACCCCCUGGCUAUCCAGGCGGACGGAUCACAGUGACACGCCGGCCGUGGGAGAGAUCAGAGUGGAACCAUGGCCGAACUCUCCACCUUAUCCCCAUCACCACCUGCACUGGGUGAUCCACAUGCAGCUCCCUCCAUCCCUCCAUCCUCAGCAGCACACCCUGCUCCCAACAGCCCUGCCCCCGAGUCUAUACCCAAGUCUGCCCUCUACAAUGACAAAGCUUUGACUGGAAACACUCUUGCAGCACAGUCAGGGGGUUCAGCCUUGACUCCCCACCCACCUCUGAGUCCUUCCAAAAUCACUGCUGAGACCCCCCUCCCAUCACUGGCACAUGAGGCUCCUCCACAGAGAGAAGAAUCAACAGGCAAAGAUGUAGAAACUGGAGCUCAUGUUGUUAAGCAGGAGGUGAUGUCCAAUGAUCCAGCUGCUGCACAGGUCCUGAAUACUGAACCAGAGAUUCCAGCAUUGUCGAAUGAGAGUGAAGUGCAGCCGGCAUCCCCCUCUCCCGAUCUCAACCCUGGUCCUAAUCUCUACCCCAAUGUGCAUGUCACCCACAACCCAACUCCUGUCAUGGAUGGUGGUCAGUUUACACCAGGCCAACCCCAAACCACUGAAGAUUCCAGUCCCACACCUGCUCCUGCAGCAUCCACCAAUACAGCAGCAUCGACAGCAGCUGAAGAGGAGAAACCUCAGCCGCUUCAACAAGCACAAAACCCUCAAAGUUUGCCUCCCCCUCUGUCCCCAAAGCCUGGUGCUCAGCCUCCCCCUCUGUCCCCAAAGCCUGGCGCUCCCAGCGAAGCAGGGAAAGCAGAACUGCCCAGCAGCCCCACCAGAGCUGAACACCCCAGCCCAACUGUCCCACUGAUCCACGAGCCAGCCUGUGCCCUCCCGCUGCACAACCCCAGCCCCCGCCCGGCCCCCGAUACCCUCAGUUACCUGGAGUCAGCCAGCCUCAUGUCGGGGACGUUGGAGUCUCUGUCUGGGCUGGGAGAGGAUGGGAGCUCUGUGGGCUCAGACUCAGAGAUCAACGGCCUGACUGUCAGACGCACCGAUAAAUAUGGCUUCCUAGGCGGGAGUCAGUACAGUGAAAGCGGUGAAAAAGAAAUCCGAGUUGAAGUUGCCAGACAGAGGGAGAUGAAGUGGAUUGAUAUGUUCAACAACUGGGAUAAGUGGAUCAAACAUCGCUUCCAGAAGGUGAAGUUGCGCUGCAGGAAGGGAAUUCCAUCCUCUCUCAGAGCCAAAGCCUGGCAGCUGCUGUCCAAUAGCCAAGAGCUCCUGGAAGCCAACAAAGGGAAAUUUGAGGAGCUGGAGAGAGAGCAGGGAGAGGCCAAAUGGCUGGACAUUAUAGAGAAGGAUCUCCACAGACAGUUCCCCUUUCAUGAGAUGUUUGCUGCUCGUGGUGGCCACGGGCAACAGGAUCUGUACCGGAUCCUGAAGGCCUACACUAUCUAUCGGCCUGAUGAAGGAUACUGCCAGGCCCAGGCUCCCGUGGCUGCAGUGCUGCUCAUGCAUAUGCCUGCUGAGCAAGCUUUUUGGUGCCUCGUCCAGAUAUGUGAGAAGUAUCUCCCUGGCUACUACAGUGCUGGGCUGGAAGCGAUCCAGCUGGACGGCGAGAUCUUCUUCUCCCUGUUACGGCGCACAUGUCCAAUGGCAUACCGUCACCUCAAGAAGUUCAAGAUUGACCCGAUUCUCUACAUGACAGAGUGGUUUAUGUGUAUCUUCUCACGCACCUUACCGUGGGCCUGUGUAUUGCGUGUAUGGGACAUGUUCUUCUGUGAAGGAGUGAAAAUAGUGUUUCGUGUUGGCCUGGUGCUACUGAAACAAAUGCUUGGCUCUGUGGACAAACUUCGAGAACUGCAGGGCAUGUAUGAAACCAUGGAGCGUCUGAGAAACAUUUCCCCCGACAGUAUCAGAGAGGACAUAUUGGUACAGGAGAUUAUUACGCUCCCAGUGACAGAGUCGCUCAUAGAGAGGGAGUGCGGCAUCCAGGUGAGGAAGUGGCGGGAGUCCAGAGGGGAGCUGACACACCAGCCGGGCCGCCGGCUCCAUGGUACGAGAGCCAUCUAUGAGUACAAACGACGCGCUGCUUCCAUCAGCUCGGGUGGCAGCUUCUCUUUCCUGGGAGCCCCGGUCCCCCCACCUGGACCACUCAGGGCCUCCUCCAGCCUCCUCUCGCUCCCAGGCUUCCGCAAGUCUAGGGUUCCCUUCCAGACCAAGAAGGGCUCCUUCUCAGGGCCGUCAGGAAUGGAGAGCCUGCCGCCUCAGUCGCCACCUGCAGUAACAUUGAGCCCAGGCCGAGGCCCCAGCCAUAAACCCCCCAUUCCCCCAGGAGCAGGUCAGAGGGCACCGGCUCCUCACGUUCAGAGCCCCUUAGUUGGGAGUGCGGCGGGUUCAUCACGCGGACCUGCUGAGCCCUCUGAAGGCACCUCAGCACAGGGCCAGCCUGCAGCUUCAGCCCCAGCACAAAGCACACCACCACCCCCCAGCACUCUCUCCCCCUCCCCUAAGAUCGUCUCUGAGCAAAUCACCCCUACUAUACCUUCUCCCACUGCAAAUAACGCCCCUCUGCCCCCAUGUCCAGAUUCAAAAAAAGAAGCAGCGCCAGUGGCUGACGCCACAGCUGGAGAGGAAGAAGGAAAGAAGAAGAAGAAAAGCAAAGAAGACAAGAAGAAGGAAAAGGAAGACGAGAAGAAAAAACUGAAGGAAAAGAAGGAAAAGGAGAAGGCUGAAAAAGAGAGGCUCAAGAGGGAGAAAGAGAGGCUAGAAAAAGAGAAGAAGAAAGGGGGAAAGAAAAAGGACAAAGGGGGAGGAGAGGCUGAAGACAAAAAUGGAGCUGCAGCAGCGAGAGAUUCGGCCUAGUUUUCCACCCGUCAUUCCAGGAUAAUGAAAAGGGACACUGAACAAAAAAAGAGGUCAGGGGAACAAAAGACCCCCAGAAACAGAAAGAGUGAUUAAUAUAAAAAAAAAAUGGGAUGGCUUCCUAAUGCAUCAUUUCAAAGACUUAAUGUAGUCCCAGGACUAUAGUGGAGAAAACUGGAUCAUGGUUUUAACAGCACCUCGGGGAGCUUUUUGCCCCUCGCUCAAUGCUUUCUUUUUCACCGAGUUUUAUUAAGAUGAGACAAAUUUCCUUUUUCAACUGGAGCACGGGCUGUGAAUCUGAAUAAUGUUUCAGAAGAUCAUGGUCAUCAUCUCUUUUAGUUUUUUUAAAUUCUUUUUUUUUUUUGUUUUUAUUAUUUUAAUCAGAUUGAUGGCAGUGGUUAGUGGUCAUCGAUUAAGGGUUGGUUGAAUGGAGCGUUUGCAGAAAUAGUUACGGUGCCAUAGAGUAUGUAAAUAAAAAAAUCUACCUACAGUACAUAGGAUGUUGUUAGCACUCCAUACGCCCGUCAGUUCUCAUCUGUGGACAGGUUAUCUGGGUGACUGGGAAAAAAAAAAAAACUAAGAAGUCAUUAAAAAUGCAGGCACUGAAGACAGAAUCGCUAGUAAUGUUGUUGAGGAUGUAUUUAUUGUCAUGUUAAAUGUUGUGAGUGAGUGUGUGCCUUAGUAGUAUAGUGCAAUGUGUUAGUGUUCUAUGUGUGGCCUCCCUGCUUUCAGUCUCCCUCUGCCUGCUUUUUUUCUCUCGAGUCAAACCAUCAUUGAAUUCUCUUUGUGGUUCUUCCCGAACCUUUACUUUCUCCUGUCACUGGAAUAAAUCUGACUGGUGACGCAGACAAAAAGAGGGAGAAAAUUAAAAGUACACCCAGACACCAUGUAGUGGUAGCUAUUUUUAAUAUUCUUCUGUGUGUGUGGGUUUUUUUUUUUUUUUUUUUUGUCUCUGACAAAACACACGGGGAGAUUUAUUGUUUUUAUUUCAGGCCCCAGUUUAAAUUUGUUGUGUCUGAGGUUGAUUUUGCAAAAAGCAGGCGCAACAUUAUCAAUAAACUGGUCAUGUGAAAACAUGUAAGCAGUGACUAUACACGUCCUGCAGAACAAAUGUCCAUCUGUAAAAUUAGUAUUAUUCUGCUUUCAAUGAACAAAAUCAUAUAUGCAUUUAUUUAGCCAAAUUUCAGUAUGGGUAAGAACUUAUUUAGUUCACUAACCCAUUAGAAUGUGAUUUCAAGUAUCUUAAGAGAAUGAAGGAUGAUUUUUGCACUUGUGAUUUUGUCACAAAGCACCACUGAAGUCGCCCACUCCGUUAGUGUAGUGACGUAGAACACGAGAGUCUCAACAGGCCGGUUUCACAGUUGUGAAAUCUGUGCCUUGAGGACUUAUAGGAAGCCACUUGACUGGAGGUGCCAGGUGUGCCAAUGUAGCAUUAACCUCUGAUCUCUGAUGUAUUUAUGUACAAAGUGGUUAAUUUAAUCAAAUAUAGUAUAUUAUGAAUUAUUAUUAUUAUUUUGGAUCUGAGUAUUUUUCUAUGUGCGUGAGAGACACCUGGCUGACUGGAACGAUGGCCGACUACACAGUGUAGUUGCAGGGGGAUCAUUUAAAGUGUUUAUUUUUUGAUUUUUUUUUCUUUUCUUUGCACGUUAAAUCCUUUAAAUUUUACACAACAAACUCGUUGCAUGUUUUUUUUUUUUGCUGUUGGUUAAGUUUACUGUCAUUGUUGGUUUGGUCAACUUAGGUUCAUGAGUCUCCAGUUUACUGAAGUGCAGUAUUAAACAGACGAGUGGAAAAAUGGGCCUCCAGCAGAACAAACAGAGAGACGAGUGAUACAGACAGAACAUUUGGGAGUUGAAGGUCUUAAUUGUACUGUAUAAUAUACUAAGAGAUGAUUUUUGAGCUUUGAAUAGUUCUUUAAUUUGAGAUCUUAAGAAUAUCUGUCUCACCGAGUUGUGUUGUAACAUUCAUAAUGACUUAUGGACUAACUCCCUAACCUAUUUACACUCAGUGUCCUGUACUGUAACAUAUUUAUGCAUACAUUAAAUGGCACUGAACUCCAUCAGUAUAUGAUGAAUAGUGCCAGGUAGUUAGUGUAAAACCAUUUGAUGGCAAAAAAAAAAACAUUGAUGCUCUUUAACUGUACUGUUUUCGUAGUUAAGGAUUAGAGGGACUUUCGUGUAAUUGUAGCCAACAUGUCCUCCAUACUCACUGUUUUUCACUUAUUUCAGGUCUUUACAUGGCUGUCAAUUAAAUAUAUAAAUAUCACACACUCCCUCCCUUCUCUAUUUUGAUGCCAGUGCAUUUAUAGGCACAGAUUAGUGUAGUAUUAGUGAGGAUAACCUGAACACAUCUAUGCAAACCUUCCUCCAUCAUGACUGUUGAUAGUGUGUGGUGACAGCAGCACUGAUUUCACCUCUGAUUGUGAUGAUCAGAUGGGUGCCAUGGAAAAACGAACUUUGUGCUUCAGUAGGUGUUUUUUUUUCCUCUCUCUCUCUCUCUCUCUCUCUCUCUGAGCACGCUUUCAGGCCCGUGGACUACAAUAUUUUAUGAGCAAUACGUCCUCGCAGCUCAUGUCUUGAUGACGAUGACGCCAUUUCUCUUUGUUCAGAGGGCUUGAGAUGUCGUGAUGAUCAAAUUAAGCUCCGCAAUAUUGAGGACGAAUCGAGAAAUCUGUUUCUGUCAGGACCGUUUGUGUAUUUCUGCAUUGAUCCUGAAAUCAUUGUUCUUGAUUACAUUCGAUUGGGAAUGACCCUACUGAUGCAAAUACUUAAAGAAGCAUUUUCAGCCAUUAUUCUCCCCAGGCCGUUACGUCUGUUGUGUUUUUAAGUUUACAUGCCACUCUCUCUGGUUGAAAGUGAAAUAAAAUCAUAGCUAAUUGAAUUCAUUCCUUCAGAUCUACAACUGAUGUAUUUAAUUGAUGAUGAUAAUGACAUUUGUGAUGAGUAAUAAACCAUAAUAUAUUAAAUCAUCAUACUGUUUUUGGCUUUGUUGAUGCAGUCGAUGCCCUGUUUGCGUAUGACUUAUUCUGAUGAAGAAUUUCAGCCUUGAGAUCAGGUUGUGUGACAGUUUAUCUUAAGACUGCUGAUUAUGUUCUUGGAAACCUUAUGGAUUCUGGGUUGGAUUGAAAUAACCAGCAUUUAUUUUUAACCCUGGAAAGUCAGCUGCCACUACUAUAAUAGAGGUGGUUUGGUCUUUAAUGUGCUGUUAAUGCAGAAAUAUACAGAAGGUGCUGAUCUGUAAGGAUUAGAUGUGACUUUCAGGCUCCGGUCUGCACAUGCAGUUAUAAAGAAGCUCCACUAGAUGUCACUAGAUGUGUAUUCAUGAGGGAUUUUUGCUAUUCAUUGGACUUGCUCGCUCCCUCAAACCCUGUCCCACAGAGCCACUGAACAGACACACUAUUGUACAAAAGGAAAGAGAUUUUAUUCACAGUUUGUCCCUUUUAUUCGUUACAGAGGAAAGGCGAGGAAGAGUCCAGUCACUGAAGUCGAGACAGCUUAUGGAAAAAAAGGUGAUUUAAUAGUUGCAAGAAGGAGCGGAGAGAAAGAAAUCGAAGAUUUGAAUGUUUUCUUUCGGC
Lates calcarifer (barramundi perch) is the source of this 6868-nucleotide messenger RNA. Its product is annotated as TBC1 domain family member 10B. NCBI's taxonomy places the organism in Eukaryota, Metazoa, Chordata, Actinopteri, Centropomidae. The record is from RefSeq and is a predicted model, not a curated record.